Messenger RNA from Pseudopodoces humilis (Tibetan ground-tit), 2372 nucleotides. It is a transcript of the gene RABIF, whose product is annotated as RAB interacting factor. Lineage: Eukaryota; Metazoa; Chordata; Aves; Passeriformes; Paridae. The record is from RefSeq and is a predicted model, not a curated record. Gene Ontology annotation, molecular function: zinc ion binding; guanyl-nucleotide exchange factor activity. Gene Ontology annotation, cellular component: cytosol; membrane. Gene Ontology annotation, biological process: post-Golgi vesicle-mediated transport; small GTPase-mediated signal transduction.
AUGGCGGCGCCCUGCGCGGAGAUGGAACCGGCGGCGCCUCCUCCGUCCCCGCCCGCUCCUCCUGCGGCCGCGCCGGGCUCUGCCGGGCUCGUGUGCGCGCAGGGCCGCAACCUGCGGGCCGUGCUGUGCCAGCGCUGCGGCUCCCGGGUGCUGCUGCCCGGCGCCGCCACCUUCGCCCGCCGUGAGCUCCUCCUGCCCGCCAUGAGGAAGAAGGCGGCGGCGGCGGCGGCGGGAGGCGGCGGGGACGUGCUGCGGGAGCACUGGCUGGUGCGCGACAUGUUCUCCUUCGAGAACGUGGGAUUCACCCGCGACGUGGGAAACGUCAAGUUCCUGGUGUGCGCCGACUGCGAGGCGGGGCCCAUCGGCUGGCACUGCCUCGACGACAAGGACAGCUUCUACGUGGCGCUGGAGCGUGUGGCCCACGAGUGACGCCGGGCCCGGGCCCCGGGCCGGGAGCUGGGCCCGGCCGCCGGGAGCCCCGCGAGCCCCGCGGCCGGACAGCGCUGCGGACCGAGCGCACUGCUCACCCCGGAGCCUGGCUGCCCACAGCCGCUGCUCCGCGCUGGGACUGCCUCACAGCCCCGCUGGUCACUGUUUCCCACAUCCACAGGCUGACCCGCCUCAGGAAUUGCAGCCCUGGCACGGCUAACUCCUCACCUGCACCCGCGUGGGAAGAGUGGUGCUGCUGGGAGGGUCCCUGUACCCUGCAGGAACAGCUCACCCUGACAUUUUUGCCACGUAACCUGAUCUGCUCCAGUCUGGCUGCUCGUUUCCCUGGUGGCUGCUGUUGCUCCAGGGGGCUGAGGUGUCUCUCGUGCUGGUGGCCCUGUGACAUGUAAAUGGGGGCACUGGCACAGGGUAAUGGGGACAGGACUGCUGCACUGAGUCGUAGUGGCAGCUGAAACUGUCUGACCUGCAGCCAGAGCAGUUCCAAGGUUUAAGGCUGAAUCUUCUGUUGAUUUUCAGAAGGAAUGUUCACUGCCCCAAGCUCUAACAUUUAUGUUCUCCAAAACCUCAUCCCACCUGACAGCUGUGCUCUGUGACAGUUGUGUCACCUGAAGUGAGUGUAAGGCAUCCCAACUCUCAUGUGCAGUUCUAUUAACUGAGUACUUGGGAAGAAAACACAAGGUUGAAUGUGCAGACAGCAUAGACUGAUAGAGCAGACAGCAAAGAAAAUGUGCCAGAUCAUAGAGCUUUCAGGCAGCAAAAGUGAAGAGAUUCCAGCCUGAAAAGGAUCUGAAUCAUUGGACAGGCAGUGCUGAAGCAUGUCAGAACAUGUGUGUGUGUUAAACAGUGAUGUCAGGAAGGACAUCUAAAUGCUGGUGGUGAGAGUAAUCUGGGAUAUUGUGACCAGUUUUGGUUUCUGCCUUUUGAAAGCUGGACAAGCUAAUUAAAAAUUGAAGGAGGCUGCAGCAGCUGUGGUUCUCCCUGCAUUUAUCACUGCUGGUAAUCAUGGCCCAGUUCAUUCUCUAUUGCUAACCCCUGUAUGUGUGGCAGCUCUCCAGGGGUGCUCUGGGAUCCCUGGUGCUGUGCCUCACUGUGGGACACCUCACUGUCCUCUGCUCAUACGCACUUGGGUGCUAACCCAGCUGUGCAGGCGUAGCUGUCACUGUGCUGGGGUGAUGUUCUUGUUUGUGCCAUCAAACUCAAGGUGGGGUGUAGGUCUGUCCUCCCAAGGCUGUGGGAAGAACCUUUCCCUUGCCCCUCUAAUGAAACAAUUUUGCUGGCAAGGCUCUGUAAGGCAGGCACAACCUCAGAGGAAGCUCCCAGAAGAGGCAUCCUGACAGCAGGAGGGGCAGAAACAAGUCCCUUCUUCCUGCAGUGCUUGAGCAUCUGCACUUCUGAGGUUUGGAGACUCUGCCUUAAUGUGUGGCCUGUUCUGGGGCUUCUCUGUCAGGAACCUCUGCUGUGGGCAGCCAGGAUUUAUCAGGGGAGGGAGAGGGGCAGAACUGUGGUCUGGGGGCUGAGGGUCUUGCUGAAGCAGGAGGCAAAUCCUGUGCUGUGUCCUUGGUAAAUGUGUCAGAUGGACAUUUGUCAUGGAAACUGCUUCUUCCCUCCUGCCCUCCCUGUCUCUCAGCGCUAAGCCCCAAGGGCUGCACAGGUUCAUCAAGGAGAUGUGCCUCAAAGGACAAGAGAGCUUCACUUGGGUUCUGCACAGGCAUGGCAAAAUGGUGGGAUCACAUCACUAAUUUCACACUUUGAUUUGCAUUGCUGUAUCUUAGGGUAUGUGUUCUGACUUGUAAUACCCCACUUAUAGUCCAUGUUACUUCAAUAUGCUGUGCUGCACAAGCUGCAUUUUGAAGGCACCACUGUGCAGAACAGACUGGAAGUCAGCUUGGUUAAUGCUGAAUAAAUGACCUCCAAAAAUGGUA